Messenger RNA from Klebsormidium nitens, 5277 nucleotides. The record is from the annotation of a GenBank genome assembly. Lineage: Eukaryota; Viridiplantae; Streptophyta; Klebsormidiophyceae; Klebsormidiales; Klebsormidiaceae.
GUCUUCUUUCCAGACCAUUCUCUCUAGAGCCUCUCUUACGAGUCUUACUAGGUCUUAGUUAGGUCCCCAGGUGUUGAAACUAUAUCAACGUUGGGCCAGCUGCCAAGACCAGGUGCAUUAAGAGUCUGAGAACUUAAACCCGUCUGAGGAGAAAAGCUUGAAAGUCUGCUCCGCUUUUCUACGUGGCACUCCCUGCGGCAUGUGAAUUGCCCCGGCUUCUCUCAGCUUGUCGAUAGUCGGAGGACUCAUAACUUUCUUGGAUUUUGGUGUAAAAGCAGGUUGUUGUGGAGGUAGGGAUUGGGUGACGUGCAUGAACAAACCACUGCCGGAAUAACCUGCUAGGGCACUGUCUCCACCAUUUUGCAGGGCUUGCGGGCUUGCCAACCAGAGAGCCAUUUCAGAGGGCACGGUACAAUCACUGGGAUGUAGGCAACCUCACGGACCCCGCAGGCGGGAGGGUGCACUUGCGGGGAAUAAGGGACGGGGCCAUAGGCUCAGGGGAGGGGCACUCUGCUUGACACUGAAAACGAUUGGAAGAUUGCGAGCGCUUCCCCUGAGGAGUCUUCCGCUUGGAAACGCGACAUUUCCUCUUCUUAGGUCUGCAAGUCCCCUCAAGGCAACAGAACAGCUGAGGCUGAAAGAAGGCAAGAGCGCGUAAGUGCCAGACGCUAGCUGAGCACUAUCUGACGUUCAGACAAGACCUGCUCAAAGAGUGCUGCGCUUGUUCUGGGGAGGGCCAGCAGGAACAGGCAGUGUCUACUCGUUUGGCGGGAAGGGAGCCUUGACCCGCGGCAGCGCACUUAGACAUAGCGGCUAGCAUUCGCUCACACUGAAGGGGCUGUAGCCGCCAUGUCUAUGCGGACCGACGCCAACUCUGGCUUGCCAGCGACUGGGGCGCCCAAGGGGCGCAGCGGACUCAUCCAGAGUGCCAUCCCGACCGCAAUCUCGAGCUCCUGGAAGUACCUGAAGAACGUUGGAGGCGGUUCGGGGGUGCUCGGGGAGGACGCCGGCGCGGCGCCACUUGGCGCCCCUAGGAUUGGUGUCUCUGUGGAGGAUACUAAAAAGAAGGAGCAGGUCCUCUGGGCGAGCUUCGACUCCCUCGACAUUGCCCCCGGCACCUCCCUCCGCGUCCUCCUCCUCACCUACUCCAACGGCUUCCAAGCAUGGGACGUCCACGAGGCCGGAGACGUGCGCGAGCUCGUCUCGCGCCGCGACGGCCCCGUCGCCUGCUUACGCGUCCUGCCGCACCCCCUCGCCCCCGAGCCCGAAGACAGCCCGCUCGCUGGGGCGCGCCCCUUGCUUGCUGUUGUGGCGGGGGGGGAGGGGUUUAGGGGUUUUGACCAGGCAGAGGAAGGGGAGAGCGAGGGGGGCGCGAGGUCGGCGGUGCGGAUGUACUCGCUCCAGAGCCAUGCGUAUGUCCACGCGCUGCGGUUCCGGACGCCGGUGCUGGGAGUGCAGGCCAGCAGGAGGCUCGUGGCGGUGGCGCUGUCGGCACAGAUCUACUGCUUCGAUGCCGCGACCCUGGACAACACCUUCAGCGUCCUAACCUACCCCGCCCCUCAGCUGGCCCCCGGAAUGACACAGCCUCAGCAAGGGGCGAUGGCGCUUGGUCACCAGUGGCUGGGUUACGCCGCUAACCAACCCCUGAUAACCCCAACCGGGCGCGUCUCCCCCCAGUGCCUCUCGACGCCUUCCCCAAGCCCGUCAAGCUCUCCAGCCACCCCCGGAAACGCCGUCCAUCUAGUUGCCCACUACGCCAAGGAGUCUAGCAAACAACUAGCGGCGGGAGUGAUCUCUCUGGGCGACAUGAGCUACAAGACGCUCAACAACUACGUGCGCGAGCUGAUGCAGCCCGAGAGCGGGGCGCAGUCUGCAAACGGGGGGCCUGCGAUGCAGCCUGGGGCGGCCCCUGCCGGGGCCCCGAACGAGCAGGAGUAUGCGGGGACAGUCAUCAUUCGAGAUGUGGUGACGCGCAAUGUCGUUGCACAAUUUCGUGCGCACACGAGCCCACUUUCUGCUCUCGCUUUCGACCCCAGCGGAACCCUAGUUGUAACUGCCUCGGUUUGCGGGCACAGCCUGAAUGUUUUCCGGAUAACCCCUCAGUCGAAGGGCGUUAAUCCGUCCAGCCUGGGAAGCAACGGGGAGACGCACUCCACCGCCCACUUGUACCGGUUACAUCGAGGGUUAACCAACGCGGUUAUCCAGGACAUCCGUUUCAGCAGCGACUCUGAGUGGGUUGCCGUGAGCACGACACGUGGCACGACCCACAUGUACGCCGUCUCGCGCUUUGGCGGCCACGUCGGCCCCUCAACGCACGUGCGAACGCCCGACCGCUCUGGCCAACCGCCCACCGCCACCUGGCACUCUGCAAACGGUUCCCAAGGGGGAUCCCCUCCUGGAGUGACCCUCUCCGUCGUCGCUAGGAUACGGAAUAGUAACGGGGGAUGGCGAGGUUCUGUCACUGGGGCCGCGGCGGCGGCCACAGGCCGAGCGAACAUGAUUGCGGGCGCCGUCGCGACGUGUUUCCACAGCGGGCGCGCGAAAAUCGCACUGGAGGAGCGCGCGGCAGGAUUUUUGGAAGAGCAGCUCUACGUACUCUCGCCGCAGGGGUACCUGCUGCGUUACUGGCUGCGGCCGUUCAUCGGGUGCGACAGCAGCUCGGCGAACGCCCCCGAAGUUUUAAAGCUGGCCAUUGAGCCAAGGGAACGGUGGGACGUUUGCCGGCGCGUCAGCUGGGUGGAGCGGGAGGAGCGCGUGACAUACCGAGCGGACGGAGCUGACGGUUCCGUUCUGGGGGGGAGCGAGAUUGGGCCGGUGGAAAGGGGGGUGCAAACGGGGGAAGACGGGUUUUUGGUCAAGGCGGAAACGGGGCCGGCAGUUAGCGGGAUUGUGUCCGGGGUGAAUGGGCCCGCUAAAGAGAAUGGGCUCGUGCAUGAAAACGGGCCGGGUGUGAAUGGGCUCGUGAGUGUGAAUGGGCUCAGUGCGAUCGGCCUUGAGGGGCGGGGGGUGAACAGCCCACCAAUGGGCUCUCAGAAGUUGUUUGAUCAGCGCCCUCCGAGGCACGAUUCCGCUGGUCGGGGGGGUGGGUUGAACGAGCUCUUGUUGGGUUCGGGUUCGUCGAACGGUUCGUUCUCACCUAAGAAGAAGAAUAAGCAGACAGCUGGUGUGAAUGGUCCGGCGAACGGGCCUUUCGGGGGCCCGUGGGGGAAGACGCCAAACGGAAAAGGGCCGUGGUUGUCAGCGGAAAAAAUACCUGUAGAGAACGGACACGUGGCUGAGCCGGAGCGAGAGGUGGUGCGGCAUCUGCUGGACGGGGAUCCCUUCGACGACCAGAAUAGUGAAGGUUCAUUCGAGGUUUCCCAACCCAGCUCGCCUCCCUCCUCCUUCGAGUCCCCUCGGUACCUCCUACAAAAGCACUUCGCCAGCAGCCCAAUUCCGGGGCCUUUUCUGACUCCCGCCAUGCUCAACCAGCGCCCGGGGCGAGUUCCCCCGGUUCCCGUCCUAGACCUAGACAGCGAGGGAUCCCUCGCAACCAACCCCCCGAGCACGUCCGGGGACUCCGUCGAGUCGCCCAGCCCACCCUCCCCAAGCCCUCGUACUUCUCCGGUUUGUGCAAGUCCAAAGGAUGCCCUAGAGGUAGGGUCGAAAGCGACUCGGGGGGGUGGUGAUGCGGCGACAACGCCGCCCGCAAAGCCACGCACGGGCCUCCUUUUUGCGCUGUCGGAAGCGGAGAAGGGGGAGAAGAGCCCUCUGGAAGCAAGUAACGUCAGCCCAGACCGACCCCCCGGGAAGGGGCUGAACGGGUUGAAUCUCAAUGGGCUCUCGCUCGGGGGGGCUCCUUCGCUCUGGAAGGAACUAGACGGGGCUAGCGAUCGCACCGAGGACGAGAGUGGUGAUGUCGAAGACGGGGGUUUCUUGAGCCCUAUAGUACAGAGCGGCUUGGAUUCGUCGAAGAAGAAGGCCGGGGGCCAGUUUAAGGAUGCAACGCCCGGAAGAGAAGACUCUUCGCCCAAGAGUCGGAGAGGGGUUGACGUCAUGAGCCGUAGGGAUGCUGACGUCAGCAGCGGGAAGGCCGGGAAAGGGAGCGGAAAAGCGGGGGACGACAAGGGCGGGCUGCUGGGCGGUUUGAGGGGCCUGAUGAGCAGCGGGGCGCAGGGGCUAGCGGCGGCAGUGACCGCCGUGGGGGGGGCGCCUCCCAGGGAAAGUCUCCUGGACAUGGGGACCCCUGUGGCAGUGGAAAAGUCUGCGAAGGUCUACCAGCACCCAAUUCCGGUGGGCGAUAGGAAGAAGCCCGCGCCGCGCUCCGUGCGGCGCGUCCCUCGGGGGGGUGGCGAAGCAAAGACGAGUCCAGUCGUGACAGGUGGCAGCCGGGGGAUGUCGCCAGCUGGCAGCCGGGGAGUGUCGCCGGUGGGCAGCCCGGGGGGUUUCGGGGGAUCCCCUGUGGACCGUUGCACGACGCCAAAUCUGAUGGACAAGCGGGGGAAGCUUCUGGGGGGGCGCAAUGGGGAGCGGAGUUACUCGUCGGAGAACCUGCAUGCUGAGGAAGGGCCAAUUUUCACGGGGGCGGUGGCAGAGGCCAAGGCGGGUGUGAACAGGGCCAAGAAGGGCUCGGGGGACGAGAAGGAUCUUUUGGGGGGUGACUGGCAAGAGGAGUCAAAGCGGGGGGGGACGGGGGAGGUCAGCAUGGACGGGUGGGAGCAGCAGGGGUUUCUAGAGGGGUUCUCGUUCAGCGAAGAGGAUUGAAGAAGAGUGUAAAAGCAGACCGGCCACGAACCUGAUGGGCCGGCAAACUUGCCUACCUUUCUGACAUGAUGUGUACAAUACGAAGCCUUUGGACGAGCCGCGGGCUUUCAGACGGCAGAUGAGUUUCUGCACGUCGGUGGAUCGAGGUUGAGAGGCGCCUGACUUGGGAGAUUCCUUCGUGGCACGAACUUGCAGCGCAUUCUUUCUUAGAUUCGACGAGGCGAUGGUAUUUGUCGCCUUCUCUCUUCCAGCCAACCUUCAGAAAAUUGGUUUCUUUAGCCCUUAGUCAAUCUAGUGGUGGUUGUAAUACGGCUGGUAGGUAUAGUCUUCCUCUGGCGCCUCUUGGUCCGGAAAGACAGAGCAAAGGUUCAUUGCGUACAUAUUUGCAUGGUAGGAAUGAGGACGAGAUCGAAUUGGGCCGAAGAGCUCGGAUCGGACUUGGUAGGUUGUACAUAUUGGUACACUCAUUAAUUACACUCUUAAAAAGACGGAAUUGAAACGACUUGAUCUUGAAAACCCGUCUUAACCUUCCAU